Choloepus didactylus (southern two-toed sloth) is the source of this 3500-nucleotide messenger RNA. It is a transcript of the gene GTF2IRD2B, whose product is annotated as GTF2I repeat domain containing 2B. The record is from RefSeq and is a predicted model, not a curated record. Gene Ontology annotation, cellular component: nucleus. The transcript is spliced from 16 exons. The coding region runs from base 433 to 3279 and encodes 948 amino acids. NCBI's taxonomy places the organism in Eukaryota, Metazoa, Chordata, Mammalia, Pilosa, Megalonychidae.
CAAACUGCAAUCAUACAAAAAUAUAAUAGUAAAAGCAGUGCCCAGGGAUGAGAAAGGACACGUGCCAGCUACUCCUCAAAAAACUGCGGCUGGAUAAAGCACGUCUGGCCUUUAGCAGAAUGGGACGCAGAGCCUCAACACAAAUUCAGUGUGCAGCUAAAUCGGAUUCGACAGCACCGGAAGCGGCAACUCCCACUUGGGGCGCUGCGGACACACGAGCCGAGGCUCCCCUCCAGGAAGCAAACAAAAAGCAAAAAAAGAAAAAGGAAAAAGAAAGGAAGGAAGGAAAAGAAAAAGGAGGGCUAGCGGAGAGCCGGGGCCCUGCUCUCCCUCGCCCCGGCGCCGGGCUCCCGGUCGGCGCUGCCCGGCGGCCCACCCCUCGGAUCCCGCGGCCGGUCCGGCGCUGCCUGCAGGCGGCCGUCCCCAGGGACCAUGGCCCAAGUAGAAAUGUCCACCCUGCCGAUGAAAGACAAGGAGUCCUCGGAGAGAAGGAUGGUGGUGAAUUUCCUCAUGUCUGCUCUGGAGUCCAUGUGUAAAGAACUGGCCAAGUCCAAGGCCGAGGUGGCCUGCAUCGCCAUGUAUGAAACAGACGUGUUCGUCGUCGGAACCGAGAAAGGACGCGCUUUUGUCAAUACCAGGACAGAUUUUCAGAAAGAUUUUGCAAAAUACUGCAUUGCUGAAGGGCUGCUCGAGGUGAAACCUCCGUGCCCUGUGAAUGGGAUGCAGGUGGACUCAGAAGAAACAGAAAUUCUCAGAAAAGCAGUUGAGGACCAUUUCUGCUUUUGUUAUGGUAAAGCCUUAGGGACGACAACCGUGGUACCUGUUCCGUACGAGAAGAUUCUGAGGGACAAGUCGGCAGUGGUGGUGCAGGGGCUUCCGGAAGGAGUUGCCUUUAAACACCCCAAGCAUUAUGAUCUUGUGACCCUGAAAUGGAUCUUGGAGAACAAAGCAGGGAUUUCAUUCACCAUAAACAGGCCUUUCCUAGAUCCCACGAAUCAGCCAGGUGGUCACGUGAUGGUGACAGAUGCCGAAAGAUCAAUUCUAUCUCCCCAUGAAAGUUCUGGCCCCGUCAGAGUGAAAACUGAACCCACAGAAGAUUCUGGCCUUUCACUGAAAGCAGCAGCUGUGUCAGUCAAGAAAGAAUCAGAAGAUCCUAAUUACUAUCAAUAUAAUGUGCAAGGAAGCCAUCAUUCCUCUAUGAGCAACGAAGUAAUAGAGAUGGAAUUAUCAAUGGAAGAUUCUACUCAGCUUGUCCCUUCAGAAUCAAGCAAGGAUCCUGAAGCUGAGGUGAAAAUUGAAGGAGACACAAAUUCAUCCAAUAUUACAAAUUCCGCAGCGGGCGUUGAAGAUCUGAACAUCGUUCAGGUGACCAUUCCAGAUAAUGAAAAGGAAAGAUUAUCAAGCACUGAGAAGAUUAAACAGCUGAGAGAACAAGUCAAUGACCUCUUCAGCCGAAAAUUUGGCGAAGCCAUCGGAGUGGAUUUCCCUGUGAAAGUUCCUUACAGGAAAAUCACAUUCAACCCUGGCUGUGUGGUGGUCGAUGGCAUGCCCCCCGGGGUGUCAUUCAAGGCCCCCGGUUACCUGGAAAUCAGCUCCAUGAGAAGGAUCUUGGAUGCCGCCGAGUUGAUCAAGUUCACGGUCAUUAGACCACUUCCAGGACUUGAGCUUAGUAAUGUGGGAAAGCAAAAGAUAGACCAAGAAGGCCGGGUAUUUCAAGAAAAAUGGGAGAGAGCCUAUUUCUUCGUGGAAGUGCAGAACAUUCCUACCUGUUUAAUCUGCAAACAGAGCAUGUCAGUGUCCAAAGAAUACAACCUGAGGCGCCAUUAUCAAACCAACCACAGUAAGCACUACGACCAAUACACCAACAAGAGGCGCGACGAGAAGCUUCACGAGCUGAAGAAGGGGCUCAGAGAGUACCUCUCACAGUCAGCAGAGGUCAUUUGUCCUGAGCAACCACAAGGGUUUGCCAACGUCAGUCCGGCUGAAAGUGCUGCCGUGCAGCCUGUGGAAGACGUGGCUGGGAAUUUAUGGGAGAAGUUACGGGAAAAAAUCAGAUCAUUCGUGGCAUAUUCUAUUGCAAUCGAUGAGAUCACGGACAUAAAUAAUACCACCCAGCUGGCCAUAUUCAUUCGUGGCGUCGAUGAGAAUUUUGAGGUGUCCGAAGAACUUUUGGAUACAGUCCCCAUGACAGGCACAAAAUCUGGAAACGAGGUAUUUUUGCGUUUUGAGAAAAGUCUUAAAAAGUUCAAUAUCGACUGGUCGAAAUUAGUAAGCGUGGCCUCAACGGGCACACCCACGAUGGUAGAUGUGAACGACGGGCUUGUUACAAAACUCAAGUCCAAGGUGGCGACGUUUUGCAAGGGCUCAGACCUGAAGUCUGUUCGUUGCAUUUUUCACCAGGAAUCACUUUGUGCUCGGAGGUUAAAGAUGGACCAUGUCAUGGACGUGGUGGUGAACUCCGUGAACUGGAUCUGCUCCCGUGGACUGAACCACGGAGAGUUCACAACCCUGCUUUAUGAGCUGGACAGCCAAUAUGGCAGCCUCUUGUACUACACGGAGAUUAAGUGGCUCAGUCGUGGGUUGGUGCUGAAGAGAUUUUUUGAAUCGUUGAAAGAAAUCGACACAUUCAUGUCAUCCAGAGGAAAACCUCUGCCACAACUGAGCUCUAAAGAAUGGAUCAAAGACUUGGCCUUCUUGGUUGACAUGACAAUGCAUCUGAACACCCUGAGCAUCUCUCUCCAGGGCCAUUCCCAAAUAGUUACACAAAUGUAUGACUUGAUUCGGGCGUUCCUGGCAAAACUGUGCCUCUGGGAAACGCACUUGGCCCAGAAUAAUCUGGCCCACUUUCCCACACUGAAAUCGGUUUCCAGAAAUGAAAGCGAUGGCCUGAACUACAUUCCCAAAAUUGCAGAAUUAAAGACUGAAUUCCAGAAAAGGUUGUCUGAUUUCAAGCUCUACGAAAGCGACUUGACCCUGUUCAGCUCCCCUUUCUCCAUGAAGAUCGAGAGUGUGCACGAAGAGCUGCAGAUGGAGGUGAUUGAUCUGCAGUGCAACACAGUGCUGAAAACUAAAUAUGACAAGGUUGGCAUCCCAGAAUUCUACAAAUACCUCUGGAGUAGCUACCCAAAAUAUAAAAACCACUGCGCAAAGAUUCUCUCCAUGUUCGGGAGCACUUACAUUUGUGAGCAACUGUUUUCCAUUAUGAAACUGAGUAAAACUAAACAUUGCACCCAGCUGAAGGAUUCACAGUGGGAUUCUGUGCUACAGUUUGCAACGUGAUGAAGACAAAAAAAAAUCCUUGUAAGGCCCCUGGUGUAUAAGAUGCGAAUCCUCUAGUCCCACGGGAUUGUGAGAUGAGAAAACAAAUGAGUAAAUAGUUCUGUUUUUCCAUUUUUUUUUUUCCCGUUUGGAAUUGGAAAUACAAUUUGCAGAUUCAUACCUGUUUUAUGACAUUUUGUGCUUUGCUGUAGUUCAGUAAAAAUCAAGGAAGUUUUAUUGGA